This is a messenger RNA of Polistes canadensis, 1349 nucleotides long. RefSeq lists its product as uncharacterized. Lineage: Eukaryota; Metazoa; Arthropoda; Insecta; Hymenoptera; Vespidae. Gene Ontology annotation, biological process: mRNA splicing, via spliceosome. The coding region runs from base 199 to 1098 and encodes 299 amino acids. The record is from RefSeq and is a predicted model, not a curated record. Gene Ontology annotation, cellular component: spliceosomal complex. The transcript is spliced from 6 exons.
AUUUAUUUAAUGUGUCUAUACAUAUAUAUGUAUAUGUAUAUACUUACAUAAAAUUAUUAUUUAAAAACAUUUAAAAUUCUUUAAUUAAGUUACUACAUAGCUUAACCUAACCUAUAUUAUCAGAUUUAUUCAAAUUCAUCACAAUUAUGAAUUUGGUAUAAAAUAUACAAGUAUCAGUAUUAUACAAAAUUAAGAAUCAUGUCUGAAACAGACGAAAUUAAGACAAAAAUAGAAUUUAAGAAAAAAAUACGUAAAUCUAUAAGAAAACGACAAUCAUCUACAGAUGAUGAAUCUAAUGACAAUCAGGAAAGUUCUGUCAGGAAAAAAGUAGAAGAAACUAAAAUUAUUCAAAAGUUAAGGGAAAGACCAAGUGGUGUAAAUAUUGUUGGAUUAGCAUUAGGUGAAAAAGUAGAAACUGAUAUAAUAAACUCAGAUCCAUUUAACGUUAAAACCGGAGGAAUGGUAAAUAUGUCUGCUUUAAAAAACACAAAACUCAAAGCAAAUGAUGCAUAUGAAACUGGUAUUGGUACACAAUUUAAUGCUGAAACUAAUAAAAGAGACGAAGAUGAAGAAAUGGUAAAAUAUAUAGAGGAACAAUUAUCGAAACGUAAAAGUAAAAAUAAAGAUGACACAGAUUCUAAUACAAGCAAUGAUAAAGGAUCAUAUUGUUCACCAGAAGAAGCUGCAUUACAAGCUGUACCAGAACAUCUUAGACAAAGUUCAGCUCAUCGUAGUGAAGAAAUGCUUUCAAAUCAAAUGCUUUCUGGAAUUCCAGAAGUAGAUCUUGGAAUAGAAGCAAAAAUUCGUAACAUUGAAGCUACAGAAGAAGCAAAAUUGAAAUUACUUUGGGAUAGGCAUAGGAAAAAAGAUGGUCCAUCACAAUUUGUACCAACUAACAUGGCUGUAAAUUUUGUACAACAUAACAGAUUUAAUAUCGAAGAAUCAGAUUUCCAAAAAUCAAAACAAGAUAAUGAUGAGGAUAGAAAAAAAAUUAUAACUCCUAAAGAAGAUUUUAAAGGAAAGCGAAAAGAUAAUGGUGAAAAAGCAACUGACGAUUAUCAUUAUGAGAGAUUUAAAAAACAAUUUAGAAGAUUUUAAAUAUAAUAUUUAAAUUUUUGUUUUGGACACGUUGAGAUGUUUUGGUUCUUGCACAGCAUUGCAAUUAUGGUAUAUAUACAAAGCUCCCAUGUUUACUUCUCCUUAUAUAAUUUUUACUCUAAUAAGUACAUCUUUUCCCUUAUGGUAUUUACUUAUGGCUUUACCUUAUGGAUUUCUUAUAAGUGUAAAAAUAAAAAGUAAAUACGUAUGUUAUAAAAUUAACUUCUACGAAUAAAAAUAACAUAGAAUGA